GAUCCAGAAUAAAAAGCUUGUUUCCUACUCCAGAAAAUGGGUCUACUGGAGUAACAAGGGAUUGAAACCACCAAAUCUCCAUUUUCACGACUUUUUACCUGUUUCUAUGUUCCCUUUCCAAGUUAAAUCGGACUUUUCUUUCCGCCCCUGUUAAAUGACGUUAUGCACAUUUAUCAAACAAUUUGACAUGGCUGAGCCGCAUUGCUGUGUUCUUGACGCGUUCUAAGGCGAUGGAUGGAAUUAUUAGAUCAGUUUGAUAUUUCUUAUAUUGUAUAAAUAUCUUCUGAUGAUACCUGUCUCUCCUUACUUUCCUGUGAGAUACAAAAAAUAUCAGUAUGGGUGAUUCAGACUCCGUCACCGAUGGCAUAAUUCCCGUGUUCUUGGGAGCUCUUCAAGCUUCCUUGACAGUGUUGUUAACAAUUAGCUAUGGAGUUAUCGCAUCGAGGUACAAUUUGUUAAAAGAGUCUUCUACGAGGGAUAUUUCGAAAACUGCUGUUAGAUUAUUCUUACCUGCGCUUUUGAUUACCAAUGUUGGCGAGGAAUUGAAGCCGGAUACUGCGUGGAGAUAUGUACCAGUUUUGAGUGAGUAAUAUACAUCGAAUUGUAUAGAUGGAGAGCUAAUAAUGUGAAAGUAUGGGCAUUGCUAUAUACACUAUUAUCAGUGGCAAUAGGAAUGUUCCUCAAAAGAGCUUUUAAAUUCCCCGCCUGGUGUGUACCUGCUAGUAAGUUUCCCCUCUUCUUCCUACACCACAAUUUUUGACAAUUCCUAGUAUGUUUCAACAACACCACUGCGCUUCCGCUUCUUUUGAUUCAAGCCCUCGAUACAGCCGGAAUUCUAGGCAGUCUAACAAUGUCCGAUACCGAUACCGCCUCCGCAGCUCUCAGCCGCGCAAAAUCCUAUUUCCUCAUCUCCUCAAUGGUAGGAAAUAGUUUAACCUUUGCACUCGGACCCAAACUUCUAGACGACGAAGAAGCACCCGAUGAACUUGAUGAAGACUCAAAAGCAGACCAUAACCACAGCUCAAACGGACAAAGCGAAAGCGACGAAGAAUACGCCAAUCCGACCAACUCCAAUGGACGAACCGCAGUAGAAGAAGAAGAAUACGAGAACGAGACAUCAACACUUCUUCCGCGGAGUAUCGCCAGAAGCAAAAGUACCGCCGCCAAAAAAUCAAUGGAAGAAUGGAAGAAAAUCCCUCUCAAAAUUCGAAAAACCCUAUCCACAAUCUAUAGUUUUAUCAAUGCUCCCCUGCUCGGUGCUCUGCUCGGGGCCAUCCUAGGCCUCACUCCCGCUCUACACACCGCAUUCUUCGCCCCACCCUCCUCAGGAGGAAUCUUCAAAGCCUGGCUCACAACCUCUGUCAAAAACAUCGGCGAGCUUUUCGCAGCCCUUCAACUCGUCGUCGUAGGCGCCAAACUCUCCUCCUCGCUCAUCCGAAUGAAAAACGGCCAAUCCAGCGGCAAAGUCCCUUCGCUCGUCGUACUCACCAUUUGCUUCAUCAGAUUUAUAUUAUGGCCUCUAGUGAGCAUCGGGGUAAUCUAUGUGAUUGCGAGGAAAACCCAAUGGUUGGAUGAAGAUCCCAUAUUGUGGUUUGUGUUGAUGUUGAUGCCGACGGGGCCGCCUGCGACGAAGUUAACGGCGUUGGCGGAUGUGAGUGGUGCAGAUGAGGAGGAGAAGAUGGCGAUUGCGAAGUUUAUUACUGUGGCUUAUGCGGUUAGUCCGUUGAUUUGUUUUGCGGUGGUGGGGAGUUUAAAGGCUUGUUUGGCCGCGAAAGGGUGAGGGGGAUGGGAGCGCGGGGGGGAGGAGAGGGGAAGAGAGAGGAAAAGCGGGAUCGUUUGUUUUGGUGAAAACUCCAAACCAGAAUAUAAACGGAAAAAAAUGCAAUGCAUAGCACAAAACGGAGUUUAGAUACCUAUUCAGGAUGGUGAAAUAUCGAAGAGAAAACUAUUACUAGUAUGAAUAGAAAUAAUAAAAUAAUGGAGAUAGAUAAAACAAUAAAAUUAUCUAUU
Messenger RNA from Sclerotinia trifoliorum, 2010 nucleotides. Lineage: Eukaryota; Fungi; Ascomycota; Leotiomycetes; Helotiales; Sclerotiniaceae. The record is from the annotation of a GenBank genome assembly.